Molecule: messenger RNA, 1080 nt
Organism: Diaporthe batatas
Lineage: Eukaryota; Fungi; Ascomycota; Sordariomycetes; Diaporthales; Diaporthaceae
Exons: 2
Coding region: 1-1080 (359 amino acids)
Molecular function (GO): oxidoreductase activity, acting on NAD(P)H
Source: RefSeq, a predicted model, not a curated record
AUGCCUUCAGCCGCGCCAGCUUUACCAACCAAGCAAACAGCUAUCGUGGCUACGGGACCGGGAGCGCUGGCCAUCUCAAAUGAUCAGCCAGUACCGAAGCUCGGCCCGAAGAUGGUCAUCGUACGGACAGUUGCGGUGGCUCUCAAUCCAGCAGACGCGAAAAUGGUAGACUACUCUCCAACACCGGGUGCCAUCAACGGAUAUGAUUUUGCUGGGGAGAUAGUCGCUAUUGGUGCCGAAGUGACCAGGCCAGACCUACUGGUCGGCGACCGAGUCUGCGGCAUGGUCCACGGCAUGAACGCUCUGAAUCCGAAAGCAGGGGCUUUUGCCCAGUACAUCGGUGCUGAGCCAGAGUUCCUGCUCAAUAUUCCAGACGGCAUGUCUUACGAAGCGGCUGCUUCCCUCGGUACGGGUGUUGCCACCGCCGGCAUGGCACUGUUUCAUUAUCUCGGAAUUCUCGACAACCCGGCCAAACCAGCUGCCAAGCCUUUCUUCGUAAUCGUCUAUGGAGCGAGCACGGCGACUGGUACUAUGGCGAUCCAACUAUUGAAGCUUGCCAAUCUGCGUCCGGUAGCUAUUUGUUCACCACACAACUUCGAUCUCGUCAAGUCGUAUGGAGCUGAAGUCACAUUUGACUACAACUCUCCGACCUGUGCGGAAGACGUGCGGGCUUAUACCGUCAAUACGUUCUUCUACGCGUUAGACUGCAUUACCGAGGCGAGCACAAUGGCGAUCUGUUAUGGUGCGAUCGGGCGCGCAGGAGGAAAGUACUGCGGCCUGGAACCAUACCCAGAGAGACAGAAUACUCGGAAAGCAGUCAAACCGGAUUGGGUAAUGGGGCUGAGUAUAUUUGGGAAAAAGGUCGCUUUGGAUGGCGCUUUCGGACGCGAGGAGCGACCGCAGGAUCGUGAAUGGGGCGUUGCUUGGUUUCAGACUCUGCAGGGACUGCUGGAUGGAGGUCGACUCCAGACGCACCCGUUGCAAGUCGGCGUUGGGGGGUUUGACGGUGUUAUGCAGGGAAUUGAAUUGCUAAGAAAGAAGGCGGUCUCGGGACAGAAACUUGUUUAUAGUGUUCAGUAG